Molecule: messenger RNA, 753 nt
Organism: Amborella trichopoda
Lineage: Eukaryota; Viridiplantae; Streptophyta; Magnoliopsida; Amborellales; Amborellaceae
Gene: PETE1
Product: plastocyanin 1
Cellular component (GO): chloroplast thylakoid lumen
Molecular function (GO): copper ion binding
Source: RefSeq, a predicted model, not a curated record
AGCACCCUCACCACCAUUACUAUGCCAAGAGUUAGGGGAAGAUAGAGCAAAGAGAGAGAGAGAGAGAGAGAGAGAGAAUCAUAGAAGCUAUGGCCACCACUGUCGCCGCCACCGCAACCAUCCCCUCCUUCACAGGCCUCAAGGCCGGCGCCUCAGUCGAGGCCUCGAGGCCUGUCUCUCAAUCAAAGGUGACCCCCAAUGCCUGCCUUUGCGCAAAGGCCUCGCUGAAGGGUGUUGGUGUUGCUGCCGUGGCUGCCUCUGCCAGUGUGAUGCUCGGAAGCAACGCGAUGGCCUUUGAUGUGCUGCUGGGAAGCAACGAUGGCUCCCUCAAUUUCGUCCCCAGCAACUUUGAUGUCCCUGCUGGCGAAAAGAUUGUUUUCAAGAACAAUGCUGGGUUCCCCCACAACGUUGUUUUCGACGAGGACGAGGUGCCUGCUGGUGUCGAUGUUUCGAAGAUCUCCAUGCCCGAGGAGGAUUUGCUUAAUGCACCUGGAGAGACUUACUCUGUGACUUUGGACACCAAGGGAACAUACAGCUUCUACUGUGCUCCACACCAAGGUGCAGGCAUGGUUGGGAAGGUCACAGUUAACUAAAAUCAAGUGAAAGUCUUUAACUCUUUUUGGCUUCUCUUACAUCUAAAUCCAUUCCUCUGGGUCUUUUGUCUAGAAUUUUACAGGACUGUCCUUGGGGACUUUGUCUAUGCUUGGGUAAAUUUAAUUUUUAUUUAUGAGAGGAGCGUAUAGUUAAUUUGCA